CAUAACAGGCCUUUCCUUCUCUUUCCUUUCUGGUUGUGAAUGGCUUCCUCAGCGGUUACCACAUCUUCCUGCAGGAUUUUAGUAAUCUGGUCUGUUUAUGGCCUUCUUGUAUUUAGAAACGCGUUGGGCGAUGGGGAAUUAUUUAAGUCUAAAGCCACUUUCUAUGCCACUUCAGAUGGUCUUGGAACUCCCAGUGGGGCGUGUGGAUAUGGUUCUUUUGGAAGAACUUUAAAUGGAGGACAAGUGGCUGCUGCUUCUGAUUUAUAUAAAGAUGGCAUCGGAUGCGGCUCUUGCUACCAGAUAACAUGCACAAACGAGGAGCUUUGCACAGAGGAGGGAGUGACAAUUGUCGUGACAGACUACGGCGUAGGCAACGGAACCGAGUUCAUUAUGAGCCCCACUGCAUACUCUAAGUUAGCCCAACCUGACAAAGCUAAACAAUUAGUAUCACUGGGUGUGAUCGACAUAGAAUACAAAGGAGUAUCUUGCAAAUACCCCGGUUACAAUCUGAUGAUCAAGAUUGACGAAAGCAGCAAGUUUCCCGACUAUCUGGCAAUACAAUUCUGGUAUCAGGGAGGCCAAAAGGACAUUCUAUCAAUAGAGCUUUCCCAGGAGAAAAAUGGUGAGCAAAAGACAGAAAUGAAACGAAAUCACGGUGCAGUGUGGGACGUUGUAGCCCCUCCGAAGGGCGCUCUUUGGGUGCGUUUCUUGGCAGGCGGCUACCGCAGAACCAGCUUUGAAUGGAUAACGGCUGCCAAUGCAAUUCCAGCUAAUUGGGAGGCAGGAGCGAUCUAUGACUCCGGCAUUCAGAUCAGCUAAUCACACGGCUAUGUUGAAAGAUAUGAAGGUCACAGAGGGAAAUAAAAGAUGCUAUACCAGAAGUUUUGGGUUUCCAAAUAAGUGAUAGCAUUUUGAAAUAAGUCUAAGAACUUGUUCUUAGAUAUUGUAUCUUUAUAUUCUUAAUAAAUACAUGUUUCUUUA
Molecule: messenger RNA, 981 nt
Organism: Cryptomeria japonica (Japanese cedar)
Lineage: Eukaryota; Viridiplantae; Streptophyta; Pinopsida; Cupressales; Cupressaceae
Product: expansin-like B1
Exons: 5
Coding region: 40-819 (259 amino acids)
Cellular component (GO): extracellular region
Source: RefSeq, a predicted model, not a curated record